Messenger RNA from Apis mellifera (honey bee), 1702 nucleotides. It is a transcript of the gene RIC-3, whose product is annotated as resistance to inhibitors of cholinesterase protein 3. Gene Ontology annotation, cellular component: neuron projection; intracellular membrane-bounded organelle; neuronal cell body. Bases 183 to 1634 code for a protein of 483 amino acids. The record is from RefSeq and is a predicted model, not a curated record. Gene Ontology annotation, biological process: protein localization to cell surface; synaptic transmission, cholinergic. The transcript is spliced from 8 exons. NCBI's taxonomy places the organism in Eukaryota, Metazoa, Arthropoda, Insecta, Hymenoptera, Apidae.
UAUUAUGGGAACGAAAGUCAAUAGACACAGCCCUGUUCCAUGACAGAAAUAGCAGACGACAGUGCGCUGUGACUGUGUCUUCCAUCAGCUUUUGCGAUCCCUGGAUGUAAUAGUGGAAGAUUUACAGUUGUUUUAUCUUUUAUCGAAAUUGCGAGAGUUAUACGAACGAAAAAUUUACGAAUAUGGCUGAAAUAACAGAUUUCGGUCCGAGAAAGACGAUUUUUAUCUUAGCCAUUGUAGCCGGGUGUUUUGCGGUAUUAUGGCCGAAAAUUUUCUAUCCUAUGCUCACAGCAUCUGUCAAUCCACAUCAUAUGACCGACAAUUCUGCAUGCUGCGGUGUAAUCUUUGAAAGUGAUGUUACUGCAGCUGAUAUUAUGUAUGAAAUAUGUCAGAAUAUAUUGAAACACCAUCAAAUUGAUCCAAGAAUAAGAGAUGCUUUGAGAACUAUAAAAUUAACACCACAAAGUGCAAGUUUAUGUAGAGAAGAAAUUUUAGCUAGAUGUGGUAUAGAUUUAUCUACAUUUCUUGCUAAAAGAGAACAUCUGGAAAAAUCUUAUAAACAAGUUUUAGAAGAAAUAAGAUCAUUUAAUAGUUCUCUUUGUCUUAAAAUAAAUUUUGGUAUACCUCUUUCUCAACUAGGAACUCCACAUUUAAUCAGAUAUCAUAUUUUAAUGCCACACAAUACAAUAAAACAAGAACGACGUACACCUCCACAUGCAGGUGGUUUACAUCCUGCAUUGAGAGAACGUGGUAGAGCUAUACCUUCUUCUCAUAUUGUACCAAAGGUUUCAGAUAGACCUGAUCAUGUUGUGCCAAAAAUGAGACCACCUUUAGGUGGUGCAGGACAUGUUGUUCCUGCACCAAAAGGAAGUGGUACCAUGGGAAUUAUUAUGCCAUUGUAUACUUUAGGAAUUGUACUUUUUUUCUUAUAUACAAUUGUUAAGGUGCUGAGAAAAAAUUCGGAUAGUGAAAUUAUUUCAGAAUAUCCAGGUGCUGCAGCAGAAAAAGAAUUUCGAAAAAUGGUAUUCAGUCCUGAAGCUUUUGCUACUGCAAUGACUGGUGGUACAAUGAAUUAUCAGAAGGAAAGAUCUCCAUCACCACAAAGACCUACUCCUACCUUAGAGGAAUUAAAAGACCAAGCGGCAGGAGACAUAGAGAUAGAUCAGCUGAGACGCCGUUUGGUCGAGACAGAAGCAGCCAUGGAAAGAAUUGUUGUUCAGAUGGGCAACAUAUCACGUUCAGUUAUGCAUAGUCCAAAUCCACAACAAGAAUUCAAGGACAAUACCAUUGCUCAGGUUCAAUAUAGUACAGAAGAUAAAGUAGAAAACAUAGAACAUUCACCAACUAUUAAAGUCAUGGGUAUGGAAAUGACAGCUAGUUGUGAGAAUAAGGGUAGUAGACCUACUACUCCUAUAAUUCCAAUUUCACCAAGUCAUAUUGAGAGGGAAAAAACACCACCAAAACCAAUAUAUUUAGAAGGUGCACUUCCUCCACAAUGUGAAUUGCUUGUAACAGAUUCAGAAACUCAAGCUCAGAAAGCGGAAGAAGAUGUAGAGGCACCUGUUGUACUUUCAGGCAAAAUGACUCUCUCUCUCAUCAGUCUCGACCAAAAUGCAGCUGUAAGAAAAUAUUAGAAUUACAACAGAAUCAAAUCUGAAUCUGUGGAGCCUUGUUUUAUUUGGAAAUUGAUGAAGAAGAUCAA